CCAUCAUGGCAAUUUGUAAGAGGAGUCAUUUGUGUACAUGAGGAGAAAGCGGAGUGUUUUUCUGUUAUUCUUGAGGGUUUUUUUGUGCCUUGUCAUGAUGAAGUUACUGUCAUGUGUUGUGCUCUUCUCUCUGCAUUGCUCAGUUUCUGUAAAAUCAACACAGAGAUCGUGACUCUGCCUUUUUCCACUUGUGCCUCGAUUACAUUUGUCACACUGUGUGGGUUCGUCCAUUAGGUGAUUGCUUCUUUAAUUAUGACAUUACUAAAUUCAAUAACCAUUAACAUUAUUCUUGUGUGCACUGACGUGUUAAGUGGAACACACUCCCCUGUCAGUAUUUGUGCAUUUGCUGUGAAGUGCGAGGUGACUGGCUGAGGGCUGAUACACUAAAUGACAUUAAGCAUUUCAGGACAUUCUGGUUUGUGUGUACAUUUCAGGGUGAGGAUGUGUGCUCUCAACUUCAGCCGAACAGCAAAUACUUUUGCUGUUAAUGUCAUGCUCGAAUAUUCAUGUGGUCCACAUGUAUUGGUGUGUGUGCGUGUGCGUGUCAGUGAAUGCAUGUGUAGGCGUGUUUUGUGGGUUUCUGUGUGCUCCUGCGUGUUUAUAGUUUGCAAAGCAGACAAGGGCCAGUUUGACUUGCAAAAUAGCACUUACUUGGAGUUUGGAGUUAGAGAGGCUUGAAAUUGCUCAGGGGUUAUCUGCUCUCCUGACUUCUCUCCCAGUCUGCAUUAGUGAACAUACCCAGCAACCAUCACCAUGGGAGAAAUGGAGCAAUUGAGAAAGGAGGCGGACAGUCUAAAAGACCAGAUCACUGCAGCACGCAAGGCAGUGCAGGACACCACGCUGCAGGAGGCAGUGGCUGGGAUCACUGUGGUGGGCCGUGUCCAGAUGAAGACUAGGAAAACACUAAGAGGUCACCUUGCCAAGAUCUACGCAAUGCACUGGGGCACUGACUCCAAGCUGUGUGUCAGUGCCUCACAAGAUGGAAAACUCAUAGUGUGGGACAGCAUCACGACCAAUAAGGUGAAUGCCAUCCCUCUCAAGUCAUCAUGGGUAAUGACUUGUGCCUAUGCACCUUCGGGGAACUUCGUGGCUUGUGGUGGUCUGGACAACAUGUGCUCCAUCUACAACCUCAAGGGCAAGGACGGGAACGUCAAGGUCAUGCGUGAGCUGGCAGCACACACAGGUUACCUGUCCUGCUGUCGUUUCCUUAAUGACUCUGAGAUCAUCACCAGCUCUGGGGACUGCACUUGCGUAUUAUGGGACAUUGAGACAGGAACCGAAAAGACCAUCUUCACAGGACACCAGGGAGACUGCAUGUCCCUGGCCGUGUCCCCGGACUUCAAGUUUUUCAUCUCAGGGGCGUGUGACUACACGGCCAAGCUAUGGGACAUCAGGGAGGGUCAAUGCAGGCAGACCUUUGGAGGCCAUGAGAGCGACAUCAACUCAAUUGGGUUCUUCCCAAAUGGAAAUGCAAUAAUAACUGGGUCUGAUGAUGCUACCUGUAAGCUGUAUGACCUGCGAGCAGACCAGGAGCUCAUCACCUACCAGGACUCCGGCAUCAUGUGUGGGGUGACCUCACUGGCUCCCUCCCUGUCUGGACGUUUGAUACUGGCCGGCUAUGACGACUUCAACGUCAACAUCUGGGACUCACUGAAAGCAGAGAGAGUGGGAGUGCUGGCUGGUCACGAUAACAGAGUGAGCUGUAUUGGAGUAUCCUCAGAUGGCAUGGCGUGCUGCACAGGAUCCUGGGACAGCUUCCUCAAGAUCUGGAACUGAGGUCAUUCCUCAUCAGUGAGCAGGAGGAGAGACGUUAACAUCUGCCUGGGAGAAAUUGAAAAAGAAAUUGGAGUUAGAGGAAGGGAUGAGGAGUCACACAGGGGGAAAGGAUGGUAUUUUAAUUGUGCCAAGUCCUAUCUAAUGUUGGAGAGGGGCUGUAAUGUGAAAGGUUUCUCCUCUCUCUGUCACAUUGCGCUCUCUCCUUUCUUUUAGCAUUAUGGGUGAAUUUGGGGGGUCAUGGGGUACAGGAUAUCAGAAAAGACGAUUCCUCUUAAUGGUGAAUUAUCUUGUGGUUCAAAAUAGUAACGUUCUGUUGCAGAAUUUCAAAUCUCACCCAAUGAGAACAGUUGCCAAAUUUGAAAUGGUAGCACACUGGACAAGAUAGAAGUGAAUAUGGGUCCAGAACCAGCCUGUGUAGGUUUACACGAGCUCUACUAAAAUGCUGUAUGAAAGCAUAAGUUUGUGUUUAUUUAAGUAAUAAGAGCAUUUUUGUUUCUGACCUUUGUUUGUUCUUAGCUUCGGUAGAUUCUCUAGAUGCUUACAUUUUAAUACCUGUCACUUCCUGAUUUUAAGUAUAAAUGAAGUUAUAGUAUGCAGAUGUCCACAUUAGUGUUUGAGUUGUUUUGUAUGUGAUUGAAAAUAUUUGGCUUCUCAUCCUAACUCAGGUCAGACCAGAAACGUGCUUUGUGCAAACUGUUGAACUGACAAGAUGGGAUGAUAAAAUGGUUUUAAUGGUUCAUUAAGCACUAACAAAAUAAGACGACCCGUUUGUCUCAGGACUCUUCGUACAAGUGCUGGUUUCCCCCUGGAGGAUAACUGCUACUGUGUGUUUGAGUUCUUCUGAAUCUGGACAUGAUCUGUCUUUCCUCUGCAUGAUAAUCUUGAAAGUUUUGUGUUGAGUGCACAAAAGCUCUGAACUCCAUGCCCUACAAUUUGGACUGUUUUCAAUAUACACUGUGCGAGUAAAGCAAUUUCACCUUUCUUAAAAACUGUCUAAUAAACCUGGGAUACCGCA
Solea senegalensis (Senegalese sole) is the source of this 2791-nucleotide messenger RNA. It is a transcript of the gene gnb3a, whose product is annotated as guanine nucleotide binding protein (G protein), beta polypeptide 3a. Gene Ontology annotation, cellular component: heterotrimeric G-protein complex; cytoplasm. The transcript is spliced from 9 exons. The record is from RefSeq and is a predicted model, not a curated record. Gene Ontology annotation, molecular function: protein binding; signaling receptor complex adaptor activity. The coding region runs from base 754 to 1776 and encodes 340 amino acids. Lineage: Eukaryota; Metazoa; Chordata; Actinopteri; Pleuronectiformes; Soleidae. Gene Ontology annotation, biological process: G protein-coupled receptor signaling pathway.